Molecule: messenger RNA, 885 nt
Organism: Aspergillus versicolor CBS 583.65
Lineage: Eukaryota; Fungi; Ascomycota; Eurotiomycetes; Eurotiales; Aspergillaceae
Product: alpha/beta hydrolase
Exons: 2
Coding region: 1-885 (294 amino acids)
Source: RefSeq, a predicted model, not a curated record
AUGGCGCAAAAGCUGGAUAUCAAGGUUCAUGAUGGAACAAUCCUGCGUGCUUUGUUUUAUCCCGCUCAGUCCAAGGGGCCUGUGGUUAUCAUGUCUCCAGGGUUAUCCGGGAUCAAGGAGCACUACCUCCCCAACUACGCAGAACGGUUCCAAAAAGCAGGAUACGCCGCCCUCAUCUACGACCACAGGAACUGGGGAGACAGCGAGGGCCUCCCCCGCCAUCAUUCCAACCAUUACGAGCAGACCCAAGACACACACUGUGUAAUUCACUACGUCUCAACCAAACUGGAUAUCGACCCUACUCGAAUCGCACUAUGGGGCUCCAGCUUCUCAGGCGGAAUCGCCCUGAUUGCAGGCGCAAUUGACCCGCGCAUCAAAGUCGUUGUCAGCCAGGUACCCUUUAUUUCCGGCGACACAAGGAGAGCACGCCUCCCCGAGGAGAAACUUGCCCGACUCCUCGCAGAUAGAGGUCAAACAACAUCUGCGGAUCCUACAUAUAUCCCCAUUUAUCCGGAAACACUCGAGCAAGCGCGCGAUCCAGCUACGGGGGCUAUUAUGGGGACUGAGGAGUGUUUUCGGCACUAUGAAGAUGUCCGUACCCUUGAACCGCGUCGGGAGAAUAAAAUCACCCUGCAAUCUAUCUUCCAUACCAUCCGGUCUGAGCCGAGGAAUUAUGUCUCCCAGAUCUCGCCUAAGCCGCUUUUGAUGGUUGUUGCGAGGAAGGAUACUCUCAUUAGUUGUCCGGACCAAGUGGCGGCUUUCACGAAAGCUGGAGAACCGAAGCAGUUGCUUGAGAUGGAUUGCGGACAUUUUGAUGUAUACCGUGGUGGCUACUUUGAGGAUAAUGUAUCGACACAGAUUGCCUUUUUAGAUAGAUAUCUCUAG